GAUAUAGAGAGAGACAGGGAGGGGAGACGGUGAAAGAGGAAGAUAAAGGAUGGAUAGGCAAACAAACAAAAGCGAGGAAUGUAAAAAAUAGCAAGAAAGUGUAAGAGAGGAGUUAAGCAAGUGUCGGGACACACUCUGCAGCUUAGGUUCUGGAAAGGUGGACUUUUCAGGCUCCGUCACGUUGUGUCACAUCACACAUGUGAAGGCAAGGGGGAGGUUUCUGACACCUCUGUCAGGGGCGCUCCCUUUAGACAGAUGGCUCGGCAAGAGUAAAACUCGGCGGCACCACACAGGGAGAAGCAGUGGUGAGUGCCUGGCUGAGCGAGUGGGCAAACAGCUGUUGACAGACAGUUUUGAGAAGCUGAGAUAAGGAAGGCUUCGGAGGCAGAGCACAUGAAGGCUGACUGAGACUGAAAUGGGAACUGAAAUGGGAACUGAAAUGGGAACUGAAAUGGGAACCAGGGAGUGACAGGGAUAACAGGAUUGACAGAAUUCAUGGUGUCAAAUACUUGAUGUAAAUGUGGGAUCUGAGAUGUCAGAGAGACGAGUGACUGAAGACUCAUCUACAUGAAAUAUGAGCAUCAAAGGUCUCAGUGAGGGGAGGCAGUUGGCUGACACACACGCGCGUCUAGAAUCAGUGGUCAGGACACGCGUCGCGCUCAGCCCAUCUCCCGACCUCACCUCAUCAAGAUGUUAACUCCAGAGCGACAGAUUAGCACGGGGCAUCCAUCAUGGACGUGGUCAAUGUGACGUCUUCACCCAGUAGCAACGCUACCCCUGAGGGUGUGACUGACGAUGUGACCAGGGUGGAGCUGGUGGUCCCAGGCCAGGAGUAUGAUUAUAACUACUUCGCCCUGGUGUUGGGGGUGCCUCUAAUCCUGAUCAUCAUCCUGGGCAACGUACUGGUGUGCCUGAGCGUGCUCACUGAGCGUUCCCUGAAGACGGCCACCAACUACUUCAUCAUCAGUCUGUCUGUGGCUGACUUGCUACUGGCUGUUCUGGUGCUGCCUCUUUACGUCUACUCUGAGUUCCUGGGUGGCAUUUGGACCCUGAGCACGUACAUCUGUGACGCUCUGAUGACCAUGGACGUCAUGCUGUGUACUGCGUCCAUCCUGAAUCUGUGUGCCAUCAGUGUGGACAGAUACAUAGCGGUGGUGGUGCCCCUGAAGUACAACAGGAACCAGUUCAGCUUGCGGCAGCUUGUCCUUAUUACGGCCACCUGGGUUCUCUCCCUGGGCGUGGCCAGCCCGGUCAUCUUCGGCCUCAACCGGGUGCCGGGCCGCGACCCCACUGUAUGCAAGCUGGAAGACGACCGCUUUGUGGUGUACUCCUCCGUGUGCUCUUUCUUCGUGCCUUGUCCCGUCAUGCUCUUCCUGUACUACUGGAUGUUCCGCGGGUUGCGGCGCUGGAGCUCAGGAAGGAGCCGGUCCCAGCUGACGAGAGGUGGCAAACGCAGCCUGUCCCUGCGCCUCAGCUCCCCUCUGCAGAGGGAGAAGUCGAGGGUCAGGACAGGAGGCAAGGAGAGGGAGGUGUGCCUUGUGCCCACCGAGCUCAGCCCGACAUCACCAGCUUUAUCCGUGGAGUCGCCAACAGCAACCCCAGGGACAGCGGACGGGCAGCAGGUCGGGUUGGGGGCCGGCGUGACGGAGAGCGACCCCAUAACCACCCAGAUGGACAGUGUGUCGGACGCAGACCCCGUGGAGAGGCCGCCCAGGCAUGGGGAGAGCCUGAAGGAGAAUGGGGUGUCCCACGUUAAGAGCACCAAGAGGGCACGACGCAACAGCAAGAGCAGCAGAGUGAGCGGGAGGGAGCGCAAAGCCAUGAAGGUCCUUCCUGUUGUAGUGGGUGUGUUCCUAGCCUGUUGGACUCCAUUCUUCGUUGUACAUGUGACCAAUGUGCUGUGUGUGUCUUGCAAAAUCAGCCCCACUCUGAUCUCCGUGGUGACGUGGCUGGGCUAUGUCAACAGUGCUGUCAACCCCAUCAUCUACACGGCGUUCAACACAGAGUUCCGAAAUGUCUUUCACAAACUUCUCUGCUGUCGAGCAUGAGGCCUGAGGUCUGACAUCUGCAGUCUCUUUGGCAGACUGCUUGUGAUGUCUGAUGAUGUUGUACUGACAAAUUAACAAACCUUUUUGAUUUAAACUCAGACCUCAAAUCUAUAAAUUUGCUCUUGGACAUAACACUUGAAUUACAUUAUCUAUUACAAAAGUCAUCAGUUGCAGGAUGUGAGUGAUGUCCUUUAAGUGCUGUCAACAUGCAUGAACUUUUGGACAACUGAAAGACAGUGGCUCAAUCUACCUGAUGUUUCUAUAAUUACACUGAUACUGUGUUCUACUUUUUUCUCCUAUCAAAUAUUGCUUGUAUACAGUAUAUAUGGUGAAUACUGUUAAUAUCAUAGCCCAAAGGCAUAAAAUCUUUGAACAAUGUAUACAUUUAAGAAAAUGUAAGUACUUGAUGGAGUGUAUGAUUAUCUGUUUUGAUUACAUUGUGUGCAGGUUUCUGUGAAAGUUCACAGUAGUUCCUUUGGAAUUUACUUGGAUCCUAAGGGUUUGGAGGAUUUUAGGGAUUGGCUAGCUCAAGAGGAGCUAAAAUUAUUUAAAAAAUAUGGCAUUUUAUAGCUUGUAUAUUACAGACAUUGCCUGAAGAGUGUAUCAUAAACAUUUGCUCCACGAAAAGAGAUAAAUUACAGACCUUAGGGCUAGAACCAUACGAUGACAUCAUUUGUAAAGGUGUACUAAGACCUGACUUGAUCAAGUGCUUUGAAGGUUAUGUAAAAUAACUAAGAGGUGAAUGUGAUAAAUGUAAAUGACUGUCUUUGUCUUUGAUGGAAAAAUAAUAAAAGAUUCAUUC
Esox lucius (northern pike) is the source of this 2850-nucleotide messenger RNA. RefSeq names its product dopamine receptor D4 related sequence (gene drd4-rs). Gene Ontology annotation, cellular component: plasma membrane. The coding region runs from base 732 to 2048 and encodes 438 amino acids. Gene Ontology annotation, biological process: adenylate cyclase-inhibiting dopamine receptor signaling pathway; adenylate cyclase-activating adrenergic receptor signaling pathway. The transcript has 6 exons. Lineage: Eukaryota; Metazoa; Chordata; Actinopteri; Esociformes; Esocidae. Gene Ontology annotation, molecular function: G protein-coupled receptor activity; dopamine neurotransmitter receptor activity, coupled via Gi/Go. The record is from RefSeq and is a predicted model, not a curated record.